AUGUCUGCUCCGCCCGAUCCGCUGCCGCAGGUAGUGGUGGCGGACAAUGAGAAGCUGCAGGCUGCGUCCAGCGACAGAUCGGCGUCUGGGGACGAGGAAGCCAAGGCCCCGGAUGAUGUCGUGCAGCCGCCAGAGCCAAAACAAAAAUGGUAUCGCAGACUGAAUCCGCUCAGAUGGCAGACGCCGCCACCGGUACCCGAGGAGCGUACGCCGUCGAAGGAGUAUGGGGCUUCGUUUUUCAGUGUUGUGUCGUUCCAGUGGAUGUCCCCGUUGAUGAGAGUGGGAUAUUUGCGACCGCUGGAGCUGCAAGAUAUCUGGACAGUCAAUCCGGAUCGCACGGUUGACGUUCUAUCAGAACGGUUGGAUGCGGCGUUGGAAGGCCGCACCGAGCGUGGCAGCAAGCGCCCUCUCGUCUGGGCUCUAUAUGAUACCUUCCGAUCCGAAUUCCUACUCGGCGCCGUCUGCCAGCUAUUCAGUUCACUGCUGCUCGUUUUUGCGCCCUAUUUGACCCGUUAUUUAAUUGCCUUUGCGACAGAGGCCUAUAUCGCGGAGGAAUCCGACCAGCCAGCACCGCACAUUGGUCGUGGUAUGGGGUUUGUGGUGGGAAUCACCCUAAUGCAAGCCUUGCAGAGUCUGUGUACGAACCAAUUCCUGUACCGCGGCCAGAUGGUCGGUGGACAGAUUCGCGCGGUGCUGAUCUCGCAGAUCUUCAACAAGGCGAUGAAACUGUCUGGCCGGGCCAAGGCAGGUGGAAAAGCCACGACAGAAGAGGUGAAGGCCUUGGAGUCGACCAAGGAGGCGCUGAUGAAAGGCCCCAAGGAGGACAAGGGGGAAAAGCAAGCCCAAGCGCCCCCAACUGCCGCCGAUGCGAAUGGCGUGGCCGGCGAUGGACGCGGUUGGAAUAACGGUCGCAUUGUCGCGUUGAUGAGUAUUGACGUCGACCGUAUCAACUUGGCGUCCGGCAUGUUCCACAUGAUCUGGACGGCCCCGAUCUCAAUCAUCGUGACACUCGUCCUACUUUUGGUCAACAUCGGCUACAGUUGCCUGUCGGGGUAUGCCCUUCUGGUCUUCGGUGUACCUUUCCUGACAUACGCGGUUCGCUUCCUGGUGAAGAGACGUCGAAACAUCAAUAAGAUCACCGACCAGCGAGUUUCGCUCACACAGGAGAUUCUCCAGGCCGUGCGUUUCGUCAAGUUCUUCGGAUGGGAGAGCAGUUUCCUCAAUCGCCUCAAAGAAAUCCGGAAGAAGGAGAUUCGCUCAAUUCAGACUCUUCUGGCGGUCCGAAAUGGCAUUCUCUGCGUGUCGAUGUCUAUUCCCAUCUUCGCCUCGAUGCUUGCCUUCAUUACCUACGCCCUGACAAAGCAUGAUCUCCACGCUGCGGAGAUCUUCUCAUCGCUCGCAUUGUUCAAUUCGCUGCGUAUGCCACUGAACAUGCUGCCUCUGGUCAUUGGACAGGUUACCGACGCCUGGACUGCCCUGAACCGCAUCCAAGAGUUCCUCAUGGCUGAGGAGCAAAAGGAGGAUAUUGAGAAGGACGAGCACAUGGAUAGCGCCAUUGAGAUCGAGCAUGCUUCGUUCACCUGGGAGCGUCUGCCAACUGAAGAGAAUGCCGACAAGCUGAAGAAGCCCGCUGGCCCUGAUGCCAAAGCUUUGGCAUCGCCCAAGGAGGAUAAAAAGGCCGAGAAGCAGGCUCCGUCGGAACCAUUCAAACUAAAGAACAUGACACUUGAGGUCGGACGGAAUGAACUAAUUGCUGUCAUUGGAACAGUAGGCUGUGGCAAGAGUUCCUUGCUGUCUGCUCUGGCAGGCGACAUGCGAGUGACAGAGGGUAAAGUCAAGAUGAGCACCACCCGGGCAUUCUGCCCGCAAUAUUCCUGGAUCCAAAACACCUCUGUUCGUAACAACAUUUUGUUUGGAAGAGAAUACGAUGAGAAGUGGUACAAUAAAGUCAUCGAUGCAUGCGCCCUCGCCCCAGAUUUGGAAAUUCUCCCCAAUGGCGACCAGACGGAGAUCGGAGAGCGUGGAAUUACGGUCUCUGGCGGACAGAAACAACGUCUCAAUAUCGCCCGCGCGAUCUACUUCAAUGCCGAGCUGGUGUUGAUGGACGACCCUUUAUCCGCCGUUGAUGCCCAUGUCGGCCGCCAUAUCAUGGAUAGGGCUAUCUGUGGUCUUCUCAAAGACCGCUGCCGAAUCCUUGCGACGCACCAGCUGCACGUUCUUAACCGAUGCGAUCGUAUUGUUGUUAUGGAUGAAGGCCGUAUUGAUGCGGUGGAUACAUUCGAGAAUCUCAUGGCUGGAAACGAGCUGUUCAAGCGUCUCAUGUCUACAUCCCGACAAGAGGAUUCGAAGGAGGAAGAGGAGGUUGCGGAAGAAGAGGCGGGUGAGCACAAGGACAAAGAGGCCGCCCCCAAGAAGGCACCUGCCAAACCUGCCGCCGCUCUGAUGCAGCAGGAAGAAAAGGCCACUGCGUCGGUCGGCUGGGGUGUCUGGAAGGCAUAUGUGCGCGCUUCUGGCAGCUAUUUCAACGCACUGGUGGUCUUCAUCCUGCUUGCCUUGGCAAACGUCGCCAACAUCUGGACGAGUCUGUGGCUUUCCUACUGGACCUCGGAUAAAUACCCCGGCCUGUCGACUGGUCAGUAUAUCGGAAUUUAUGCCGGACUCGGUGCCAGCGUAGUGCUGUGCAUGUUCGUUUUCUCCACCUAUAUGACAACUUGUGGAACCAAUGCAAGCCGGACGAUGCUCCAGCGUGCCAUGACCCGCGUCCUCCGCGCCCCGAUGUCUUUCUUCGAUACCACCCCACUGGGACGCAUCACAAAUCGUUUCUCCAAGGAUAUCCAGGUAAUGGAUAAUGAGCUGUCGGACGCAAUGAGAAUCUACGCAUUGACCAUGACGAUGAUCAUCUCGGUCAUGGUCCUCAUCAUCGUCUUCUUCUAUUACUUCGUCAUCGCCCUGGUCCCCCUGUUCAUCCUCUUCCUGCUCGCAUCCAACUACUACCGUGCCUCAGCCCGCGAAAUGAAACGACACGAGGCUGUUCUGCGUUCGAUGGUAUACGCCCGCUUCGGUGAAGCCAUCACCGGCACCGCCUGUAUCCGCGCCUAUGGGGUGGAAAACCAGUUCCGACGUAGCAUCCGCAGCUCCAUCGAUGUGAUGAAUGGCGCCUACUUCCUGACCUUCUCGAACCAGCGCUGGUUGAGUGUACGGUUGGACGCCGUGGCCACCGCAUUGGUGUUUGUAAUUGGUGUCUUGGUCGUGACAUCUCGUUUCAAUGUCUCCCCCAGUAUUUCUGGACUGGUACUGUCGUAUAUUCUUGCUAUCGCGCAGAUGCUGCAGUUUACCGUUCGCCAACUUGCAGAGGUCGAGAACAACAUGAAUGCCACGGAGCGGGUACACUACUACGGAACCGAGCUGGAGGAAGAAGCGCCCCUGCACCUGGCUGAAGUUGCGGAGAGCUGGCCGGAAAAGGGUCGUAUCGUGUUUGACGAUGUGAAGAUGCGAUAUCGGGAUGGCCUUCCUCUUGUUCUCAAGGGUCUUUCGAUGGACGUACGAGGUGGUGAGCGUAUUGGUAUCGUUGGUCGAACCGGCGCAGGCAAAUCCAGUAUCAUGUCCGCCUUGUUCCGUCUGACAGAGCUAUCUGGCGGCAAGAUUCACAUUGACAAUGUCGAUAUUUCAACUGUCGGUCUACACGACCUUCGAUCCCGGCUGGCCAUCAUCCCACAAGACCCGGCUCUCUUCCGCGGCACCAUCCGCACGAAUCUGGACCCCUUCAAUGAACACACAGAUCUGGAACUGUGGUCUGCUCUCAAGAAAGCCUACCUGAUCGGCGAGGAUACCCUCGGAGCUGAAGAUGGCAUUCAGGGUGAACCUGGCACCGGCACAACCACACCUGCAACAGACAGCGACUCCAAGCCCCGACCCUCCAACCGUCUGACGCUAGAAUCAGCCGUCGACGAAGAAGGUCUGAACUUCUCGCUCGGUCAGCGCCAGCUGAUGGCGCUCGCUCGAGCCCUUGUCCGCGAUGCAAGAAUCAUCGUCUGCGACGAGGCUACUUCUUCGGUGGACUUUGAGACUGAUCAGAAGAUCCAGCGGACUAUGGCGCAGGGAUUCCAGGGGAAGACGCUGCUGUGCAUUGCGCAUCGUCUGCGUACGAUCAUUCACUAUGACCGCAUCUGUGUGAUGGACCAGGGUCAGAUUGCGGAGAUGGAUACCCCAGUUGCGUUGUGGGAUCGGGCGGAGGGUAUUUUUCGUGCGAUGUGUGAUCGUAGUGGGAUUACCAGGGAAGAUAUCUUGGCUGUUGAGUGA
Penicillium argentinense is the source of this 4299-nucleotide messenger RNA. Its product is annotated as ATP-binding cassette transporter YOR1. Gene Ontology annotation, biological process: transmembrane transport. Bases 1 to 4299 code for a protein of 1432 amino acids. The record is from RefSeq and is a predicted model, not a curated record. The transcript has 2 exons. Gene Ontology annotation, molecular function: ATP hydrolysis activity; ATP binding; ABC-type transporter activity. Gene Ontology annotation, cellular component: membrane. NCBI's taxonomy places the organism in Eukaryota, Fungi, Ascomycota, Eurotiomycetes, Eurotiales, Aspergillaceae.